CAACAAACAACAAUCGAGCAAGGAAGCAAAAUCAUAACAACCACACGCAAUCAUCGUCUCGCGGUUGGUGAGCAAAGGCAAUGUCAGCUUCCUGUUCCUGAUCAUCAUCUAUCAUGGAGGACCCACCAACCUCGACAAGGUGUGCCGAAGACGGAGAAGCAAGUCACACCGUCAAGGGAGGUGAGGUAGCGAUGCGCGUCGUCAUGUAUAUGCGUGUCAAUGGAGACGGUACUGAGGGCAACGAGGAAGCACCAUUGGCACCAGAAGACGCAGCACGUGGCUUUGUGUUUCGAGGAAGGCCACUGGACAUGCACUGGUCGCCACUUCACAGGAACAAGCCCUGCACUGUAUGGCGCUACAACAAGACACCGCCGCCUGUAUCUGCGGUGAAGGGAGAUGCAUCUCUUCCAGACAGCGGCAAGUCAGUGUCCAGGAUUGGCUCGACAGAAGCGCGCAAAGAGCAGCAGCGGCAGCAGCGACCGAUGGACGCACAGGGUCAUGAUGACGAUGGUGGCGACGAUGAUGAUGAUGUCAGUGACAAGGGCGAGGCCAGAAGAGGUACUACUGUGGGGUCCCUGCAGCAGUCACGUGCAACGCCGUCGGCUUGGACGGUGGCCAAGCUGCGACACAAAACAAGAAAGCACCACCACCACCACCACCACCACCACCACCACCACCACCAUCAUAAGCGCAGCAAGUCUGCGGCAUCUGAGGCAGCAUCAGUGCUUCGGACAGCUGCAUCCAGCUCACACAGGGCCAAGAGCAAGCACAGCAUCGUGACGCGCAGCCCUCUGCUCAAACCGCUCAAGGAUUUGGCAGGGUUGACCCCGCACCUGCGUGGCCGAUGGUUGUGGCCUGCGAGCACAGAGAGCUUUCGCAGCCACAGCGACAAGCUACAGGCCUUGCACAUCCUAUCCAAGGCCUCCAACCAUCUCCACUGCACAGCAAAGCUGCAGGAGACAGGCGAAGAGGCGCCGUGCGAGGGCUGCACGCCAUCUGUGCUGCUCGCUCCAGCAGGUGUUGCCGCGCACCUGCCCUGCAUGUGCAGUCGGGUCAACGGUAUCCACGUUUAUUGCGACUUGGAAUUGGCGCUUCAGGUCGGUUCGCAGCACAGGCGAGGUUGA
This is a messenger RNA of Salpingoeca rosetta, 1124 nucleotides long. RefSeq lists its product as uncharacterized. The record is from RefSeq and is a predicted model, not a curated record. The transcript has 3 exons. NCBI's taxonomy places the organism in Eukaryota, Choanoflagellata, Craspedida, Salpingoecidae. Bases 114 to 1124 code for a protein of 336 amino acids.